Molecule: messenger RNA, 326 nt
Organism: Auanema sp. JU1783
Lineage: Eukaryota; Metazoa; Nematoda; Chromadorea; Rhabditida; Rhabditidae
Source: the annotation of a GenBank genome assembly
AUGGUAAUGGGAAAAAAUGAUGUCAAUCAGAUUGCUGACAACGUGCGCGUUGUUCAUGCCGGAUGCGGCGUGAACGCCUUAUCCGGCCUACAAAUUCUCAAGCAUUCAAUCAGUUGCAAUGCCUUAUAUAGGCCUGAUAAGCGAAGCGCCUCUGGCAAUUAUACGUUUGUCACCAUCACAUCAGUUCGGGCACUUAUAAACCUGACCGAUAAUCUGGCUAUCCGUCGGGACAAAACUGGACAACAUUCCCUGCGACGGGCUGCUGAUGCCAUAAAUCACGUUACCGCCCAUUGCAGCCGCCUGGUUGCGCAGAUCGUUUGCUGCGC